ACAAGGGAUGGAGUUAAAUUGGUUCUUUGGUUCAAAGAUGAUUCAAACAGACCUCUGUACACCUAUGAUACUCGAAGUAAUGGUGAUACUACAGCCAGACACUGGUCCAAUACAUCAGCUCUAGCUGGCAGUGCAUUCUUUAGAGGAGGAGACACUACCGGUGUGCUUGUCAUAGAUGGUGUACAGGCCUCUGAUGCUGGUAUGUACAAGUGUCGAGUGGAUUUCUUUAAAGCACAAACUCAAAUAUCUAGAGUUUCUCUUCAUAUUAUAGUUCCCCCUGAGAAGCCCCGGAUCUACAAUGAGCGUGAUGAAGAGCAGAAUAUAUCUCUGGGUCCCUACAGAAUAGGGGAGAGGGUUGUGAUCAAGUGUGAAACCUGGGGAGGAUCCCCCUCACCACAGCUUUUCUGGUGGAGAGAUCAUUCCCUUCUUGAUUCUAGUUAUGAAACUCUAGGGGCACAAAAGGUGGUAAAUGUUCUGGUUCUGGAGAGACUAGAACGAACUGAUCUUCAUUCAAUAAUAACUUGCCAGGCUUCUAAUAACAAUCUGAGUACUCCUGUCUCUACCUCUGUGAAAAUUGACAUGCACUUUGGUCCCCUGACAGUCCGAUUGGUAAAGGGACGUGAAUCUCUAUCUGCUGGAAAAAGCUAUGAAGCCAAAUGUGAAGUUAUUGGGGCCCGACCCCCUCCAAGAGUAACCUGGUGGAGGGGGGCUCAGCAAAUUAGAGAAAAUAUUACAACACAUACCUCUCCAGAUGGAAAUGUGACUCUGAGUACAAUCACCUAUAUACCAACUAUUCAGGACACUGGAAAGUUUCUGGGCUGCCGGGCAGCUGACCAACAAACUGGAGAGGGAAGUAAAGAAGAUGGAUGGAAACUAAAUGUAAAUUACGUUCCCCAGACUGUUCUAGGACUUGGUUCUAGUUUAAAUGGUUCGAAUAUUCGAGAAGGAGAUGAUGUAUAUUUUGAGUGCAUUGUCAGAUCAAACCCUCGACCUUACAAGAUAACAUGGAGAAGAAAUGAGACUCCGUUAGUUCAAAACCUAGGAUUAGGGAUAAUAAUUAGUACUCAGAGUCUAGUUAUACAACGAGUGGGAAAACACCAGUCAGGGAUAUACACAUGUGUUGCACACAAUACCGAGGGAGAUGGGGUCAGUAAUCCAGUUACAUUAAAUGUUAGAUAUGCUCCAUAUUGUAAACAAGAUCAGCAAUUAGUUUAUGGAGUUGCCAGGUUUGAGAAGACGACAAUAUCCUGUGAGGUUGUUAGUAAUCCUGGAUCCGGGAUCAGCUUUCACUGGGCAUUCAACACUAGCACUAACAGGAUUAGUAUAGACCAGAGUAAAGUAAAGGUGGAUGGUUCUAUAUCCACAAUAGAAUACACACCAAGAACUGAGUUGGAUUACGGUAGUAUGAUUUGUUGGGGGAUAAACUCUAUUGGUGUACAACAAAACCCCUGUAUCUUCCAUCUUAUACCUGCAGGGAGACCAGAUCCUCUUCACAACUGCUCUGUACACAGUCAGACCUUGUCUUCUAUGGUGGUCACGUGUGGCCAUGGAUUUGAUGGCGGACUGCCACAACUUUAUCAGCUGAUUGUCAGAACUGGAAACUCCCAUGCACUGGUUCAGAACAUUACUUCAUCAAAACCAUAUUUCUUGAUUCAAGAUCUAAGUCCUGGAGAAGGGUAUAUUGUAACAGUUUACUCCAAGAAUAAUAAAGGCAGGAGUGAACCAAUGACUCUUCAUGCAUUUACACUUCGUGAUGAACCCAGGCAUAUAGUUGCUGAUCCAAGCAGGCAGCCAGGAAACAUGACGAUGACCCCAGUUCUAGGAAUCCUAAUUGCUAUUGCAAGCGGCAUAGGGCUGGUAGCAAUCUGUAUAAUAGUUGUGAUGCGUCUGAAAUAUACUCAUGGAUAUCAGAAUGCAUCACAUCCCGGUUAUCCUGAAACCCAUAUACAGCUCAAUAAACCAGUUCUCAACAAUCCAGAUGUUAUUCCAGCAGAUAAAGAAUAUGCCGAGGAAGAGGCAGCUUUCCAGAGUUUUCAUGAGACUAAAUACGCCACUAUAGGGAGAAAUAGAACAGAUGUUGAGAACGACCGCGGGCGAGGAAUCAGGCACAACCUUUCUAGAUUGAGUCAAGAGGUAACCUACGCUGAACUAACUUUACCACGUGGGAAAGGAUACACACAGAUGCACAGAUUGGAUGACUCAGGCGUCACUUAUGCAAGUGUAAACUGUAAUUCUCCGUCUACUCUGCAAGGCUGUCCGUCUCCUCUUCCAGAAGACCUCCGUGCUCCUUUGGAACCCUUAAGGAGAACUGUAGUUUGGACCAAUCCACUGGACCAAGAGAGUACUGUUUAGUCCAGUUGAUUGCUUGUAAAUCGUCUGUGAUAAUCAGGUUGGUGACUCAGAACUUUGAUUGAGGAAGCAAGAAUCAUGUAAAAAUAUUUAUGCCAAAAUGUUUUUCUGAUCAUUUUUAAAUAAAUAAAAUGUAAAUCUUUGAAAAAUGAAUGUCAAAGUGAAAAUGAACAUUCUUCAUAGAGACGUUUAUACAUUAACAUUGAACAAUGUUGUAUAGGAUGUUUAUACAUGAACAUUAAACAAUGUUUUAUUGAAAGUUCCGAACGCUUCCAAGGGCUUUGAUCGUUAAAUAUAAGUUAAUUUACAAAUGACUUGAAAAUAACUUAAACUUGUCCGAUUCUAUGUUAAGAUUUUUAGUUCAUUCAAAAGUUCCCAAUUUUAACUGAUAAUUUUAAAUUUUAUCAUUUUUCACUUUCUACCGAAGAAUUGAUUUAGACUUGUAAAUAUGUAUAUGUGUCAAAUAUACUCAACUCACAACUCCUCGUUCUUUUAUUUAUAAGAAUAAAAAUGUUUUAUUAUUUUUUAAUAACUUUACCAAAAUUAAGUAAUGUAAACUCUAAAGAAUAGAAAUAAAUGU
Eurytemora carolleeae is the source of this 2929-nucleotide messenger RNA. Its product is annotated as hemicentin-2. The transcript has 31 exons. Gene Ontology annotation, molecular function: protein binding. Bases 202 to 2352 code for a protein of 716 amino acids. NCBI's taxonomy places the organism in Eukaryota, Metazoa, Arthropoda, Copepoda, Calanoida, Temoridae. The record is from RefSeq and is a predicted model, not a curated record.